Messenger RNA from Scatophagus argus, 1066 nucleotides. Its product is annotated as CD209 antigen-like protein D. The record is from RefSeq and is a predicted model, not a curated record. The coding region runs from base 224 to 1012 and encodes 262 amino acids. The transcript is spliced from 6 exons. NCBI's taxonomy places the organism in Eukaryota, Metazoa, Chordata, Actinopteri, Scatophagidae.
AUCAGAAUCAGAAAUACUUUAUGUGGCGUAUUUUCUGCGUGUUCCUCCUCCUACUUCCUGUCUGAUAAAACCUGAGGGGCUCAGACAGAAACACAGAGACACAAACUUUGGUAGAAACUUUGACUGCAACAGCAGAAUAAAGCACAAAGUCAGAUUUAGGAGCAGCAGUCAGGUGAAAUAAACAGCAAACUGAGACCAGUGGAGACGUUUCAGGGGCCCGAAGAUGUCCUCCAACAUUUAUGAAGACCCAGAUCUGAUGCGUAACGUGAUAUACAGCAAAGGAGAGGACGGAGGAGCGAGAGUGGAGAGACUGGUCGACAUCUACGAGGGUGCAGGCGCUUUGACAGAACAUCGUGUUGAUCUUUCAGCGCAGGAUGAAAGAGCACACGGCGUUCCACCUCAGAGAAACCUUCUGAGCGCUGCUGUACUGGUCCUCGGUUUACUGAGUCUCCUGCUUGUCGCUGGAGUCACCGUCCUGUCCAUCUUCUAUGUGUCAGUCAACUGGGAGAAAGACCUGCUCAACCGCACUUAUCAGACCAGUUUGGAGGAGCUGCACAGCAGCUAUGAGAACCUGAGCACCAGUUACUGCUGGCCACAGGGGAGAAAAGGCCGUACGCAGGGGAACGUUACAAGAUGGAAGAGAUUUCGAUGCAGUUGUUACUACAAAUCCAGUGAGAUGAAAAGCUGGAUGGACAGCAGGAGAGACUGUCAGAGCAAAGGAGCAGAUCUGCUCAUCAUAAACAGUAAAGACGAACAGGAGUUCGUCAGUGAGCUGAGCCAACAUGGAGCUUCCUGGAUCGGCCUGCAGGCAGUGAAAAGGGAUGAGUGGCAGGAGGACGUGGAAUGGAGAUGGGUGGACAGAUCGAAACCAACAUAUAUGGCCUGGCGUGUAGGAGUCAACGUAAACCCUGAGGACGGAUCCAGAGGAUACAUCGGACAGCAAGGAACAUUUGAACACACCACCAAUCACCAAACAUCCAAACACUGGAUCUGUGAGAAAGAAAAUGCUUGAGAAUCUUCUGGCAACAACACAUGGAACUGUAAUAUAAAGGGUUAUUGCACAUAA